AUGAUUUAAAGAAUAAAAUUAAAAUUCCUUGAUAGACAAAGCAAAAUGUAUUUAACUACAAAUUUAGAUGGAUUACAUAUGAAUAUAGUAAGUGCUUUAAAUUUUAUACAAAACCUGAGAAUAAUGAUUCAUUUAACUCUGGUUCGUUUGAUGGAAGAAUCAUCAUACAAAUAAUUAAAUAUUUAGUUUUUGUUUUUGGAUAUUUUUUAGUUCUUAUUGAAAAAGAGAAAAUUAUUAAUUCUUUUUCAAUUUCUUCUAUAACUAUAUAGACACCAAAAAAACUAGAGGGACAUCUUGUUAAACCAAAAUAAAUGGAAUCCUUAGUUUAUUUGUAAGGUCAAAUCUUAUGUGAAUUUUUUAAAUGAUGAAAAACUUAUUUCUGGAAGCACCUAUUAUACUAUGAAUUUGUGGAAUUUGCAUAAAAAUAAAAAAUGA
Molecule: messenger RNA, 435 nt
Organism: Paramecium pentaurelia
Lineage: Eukaryota; Ciliophora; Oligohymenophorea; Peniculida; Parameciidae
Source: the annotation of a GenBank genome assembly